Molecule: messenger RNA, 3682 nt
Organism: Rhineura floridana
Lineage: Eukaryota; Metazoa; Chordata; Lepidosauria; Squamata; Rhineuridae
Product: zinc finger protein 708-like
Exons: 13
Coding region: 113-3184 (1023 amino acids)
Biological process (GO): regulation of transcription by RNA polymerase II
Molecular function (GO): RNA polymerase II cis-regulatory region sequence-specific DNA binding; DNA-binding transcription factor activity, RNA polymerase II-specific
Source: RefSeq, a predicted model, not a curated record
GGGGAAGUGGGGGGGGCUGUCUUCAUUCACAUUCCGGGCAAAGAAAGAAUUAAGCCCAGAGAGGAGGAGGCUGGAGCGUGCAGAGGCACUUGAAAGCUGCUCCCUAUGAAAUAUGCAUCGUGGCAAAACCUGUGAGAGUCCCAGAGCUGGCCUAGUUUAUGCCUCCCUCUCAGGCAGCGCCAUGGCCUCAGAGGCACCAUCUGGAUUGUCUCUUCUCUGGGAUAGAGUGGAAAGAGCAGCCGGGCAGCCCCAUCAGGAUCUGUUGACUUUCCAGGCUCUCUUGACCUUUGAGGAGGUGGCCGUGUAUUUCACGGAGGAGGAAUGGGCCCUGCUGGAUCCCGGCCAAAGAGCUCUGCACCGGGAAGUCAUGCAGAAGAAUUACGAGAUGGUGGCCUCUCUAGAAUUGGACCUUAAUUCCUGUUGGGAAGAAAGAAAAGUCCCGUUUACCCAGGACCUCAAAGAAGAGGAGGCAUCAGCAGAAUUGGACCUCAAUUCCUGUUGGGAAGAAAGAAAAGCCCCGUUUAUCCAGGACCUCAAAGAAGAGGAGGCAUCAGCAGGAAUUUCAAAACCGGAGUUCAUCUGUUGGCUGGAAGUACAGUAUCCAGUUGGAUCGGGCUGUGAUGAAGGGUCAAUAUCAGCAGAUGUUGUGGAGAAGAAUGAGAAUGACGGGGAACCACAGAUGGUGUCAUCAGCAAUAGUCAAGUGGGAAACACAGAAAGAGUUCUUUGGAAAUCAUGAGGGACCAAAACAGCAUCAAAAAAACCUCAAAGAGGAGAAACCAUUUCAGUGCAUGCAUUGUGGGAUGAGCUUCUGUUCAAGGAGUAAAUUAACAGCACAUCAAAGAACCCACACUGGGGAGAAACCAUUUCCAUGCAUGGAGUGUGGAAAGAGUUUCAGUACGAGGAGUAAUCUAACCAUUCAUCAAAGAAUACACACAGGGGAGAAACCAUAUAAAUGCACACAAUGUGGGAAGAGCUUCAGUCAGAGCUGUCAUGUUACUUCACAUCAAAGAAUGCACACAGGAGAGAAACCAUAUAAAUGCAGGGAGUGUGGGAAGAGCUUUAGUCAGACCAGUAACCUUUCGGUACAUCACAGAACCCACACAGGGGAGAAACCAUGUAAAUGCACGAUAUGUGGAAAGGGCUUUGGUAGUAACAGUGAACUAACUUUACAUCACAGAAUACACACUGGGGAGAAGCCUUUUAAAUGCAUGGAGUGUGGAAAGAGCUUCAGUCGGAAAACUCACCUUUCUUUACAUGAAAGAAUUCACACACAGGAGAAACCAUUUAAAUGCAUGGAGUGUGGAAAGAGCUUCAGUGUGAGCAGUAAUCGUAAUUCACAUUACAGAAUACACACGGGGAAGAACCAUAUAAAGGCAGGGAGUGUGGAAAGACCUUCAAUCAGAGCACUCACCUUUACAAGAACACAUAUAGAGGAGAAACCAUGUGGAUGCAGGGAGUGUGGAAAGAGGUUUAGUCUGAGCAUUCACUUUACAUCACAGAAUGCACAUGGGAGAAAUCAUUUACAUGCAGGGAGUGCAGAAAGAGCUUUGGAGCCCUUGAGAGCUGCUCCCUACGAAAACGUGCAUCAUGGCCAAAGCUGUGGGAGUCCCAGAACUGGCCUAGUUUACACCUCCCUCUCAGGCAGCACCAUGGCCUCAGAGGCACCGUCCGGAUUGUCUUUUCUCUGGGAUAGAGUGGAAAGAACUGCUGGGCAGUCCCAUCAGGGUCUGUUGACUUUCCAGGGUCUCUUGACCUUUGAGGAGGUGGCCGUGUAUUUCACGGAGGAGGAAUGGGCCCUGCUGGAUCCUGGCCAAAGAGCUCUGCACCGGGAAGUCAUGCAGAAGAAUUACAAUAUGGUGGCCUCUCUCGAAUUGGACCUCAAUUCCUGUUGGGAAGAAAGAAAAGCCCCGUUUAUCCAGGACCUCAAAGAAGAGGAGGCAUCAGCAGGAAUUUCAAAACCAGAGUUCAUCUGUUGGCUGGAAGUACAGUAUCCAGUUGGAUCGGGCUGUGAUGAAGGGUCAAUAUCAGCAGAUGUUGUGGAGAAGAAUGAGAAUGACGGGGAACCACAGAUGGUGUCAUCAGCAAUAGCCGACUGCGAAGCACAGAAAGAGUUUUUUGGAAAUCAUGAGGGACCAAAACAGCAUCAAAAAAACCCCAAAGAGGAGAAACCAUAUAAAUGCAGGGAGUGUGGAAAGAGCUUCUGUUCGAGGAGUAAAUUAACCGCACAUCAAAGAACACACACAGGGGAGAAACCAUUUCACUGCAUGGAGUGUGGAAAGAGUUUCAGUAUGAGGAGUAACCUAACCAUUCAUCAAAGAAUACACACAGGGGAGAAACCAUAUAAAUGCACACUAUGUGGGAAGAGCUUCAGUCAGAGCAGUUAUGUUACUUUACAUCAAAGAAUGCACACAGGGGAGAAACCAUAUAAAUGCAGGGAGUGUGGAAAGAGUUUUAGUCGGGCCAGUCACCUUUCUGUACAUCAUAGAACCCACACAGGGGAGAAACAGUGUAAAUGCACAAUAUGUGGAAAGGGCUUUGGUAGUAACAGUGAACUGAGUUUACAUGACAGAAUACACACUGGGGAAAAGCCUUUUAAAUGCAUGGAGUGUGGAAAGAGCUUCAGUCAGAGCAGUAGCCUUUCUGUACAUCACAGAACCCACACAGGGGAGAAACCGUGUAAAUGCAUGAUGUGUGGAAAGGGCUUUGGUAGUAACAGUAAACUGACUUUACAUCACAGAAUACACACUGGGGAGAAGCCUUUUAAAUGCAUGGAGUGUGGAAAGAGCUUCAGUCGGAAAACUCACCUUUCUGUACAUGAAAGAAUCCAUACACAGGAGAAACCAUUUAAAUGCAUGGAGUGUGGAAAGAGCUUCAGUGUGAGCAGUAAUCGUAAUUCACAUUACAGAAUACACACAGGGGAGAAACCAUAUCAAUGCAGGGAGUGUGGAAAGACCUUCAAUCAGAGCACUCACCUUACUUUACAUGAAAGAAUCCACACAAGGGAGAAACCAUUUAAAUGCAUAGAGUGUGGAAAGAGUUUCUGUCAGAGCAGUAAUCUUACUUUACAUCAGAGAACACAUACAGGGGAGAAACCAUAUGAAUGCAUAGAGUGUGGAAAGAACUUUAGUCAGAGCAUUCACCUUACAUUACAUUACAGAAUGCACAUGGGAGAAAUCAGUUAAAUGCAGAGGAUGCAGAAAGAACUUUGGAGUAUCUUGUCUGCUUCCAUUCCAUCUUCUGAAUCAGGAAAUGCUGCGAAGGUAAUGGAUAGGUGUCUGGAGGCAUUGAUGGGCUGGAUGGAGGCCAACAAACUGAGGGUGAAUUCUAAGACAGAAAUGCUGUGGGUAGGAGGUUCCCUGUACCUGUAUUGGAUUUGAAAAUGUUUUUGUUUUUACAAGUAUGUGUUUUGUUUUCAUUGUUGGUGUUUUUGAGAUGUUAUAUGGGAAGUGAACAAUGAAUGGAAAUAAAUGAUCAUCCUUGUAUGUGAUGGCUAGUUUACCAGGUGCUUCCAUAUCCUUCUAAAUCCUUUAAAUUUUAUUGAUUCUAUUCAUUUCCCUUUUUAGAAUUUGUUUUUAAAUGUUGUUUUGUAUUGACAAUUUUAAUGUAUAUUUUAUUUUUUUGUGAAACACUUCAGGAAUAUACAAAUUUCGUUCAAUAAUAAAUGAAGUAAACAGUUUGCU